This is a messenger RNA of Cloeon dipterum, 979 nucleotides long. RefSeq lists its product as uncharacterized. Bases 167 to 712 code for a protein of 181 amino acids. The transcript is spliced from 3 exons. NCBI's taxonomy places the organism in Eukaryota, Metazoa, Arthropoda, Insecta, Ephemeroptera, Baetidae. The record is from RefSeq and is a predicted model, not a curated record.
UGGGCAAGAAAAGCGACCAGUGUCGAGUUGCUGGUUCCUUUUGUCGUGACCGUGACAUUUAUUGCGGGCCGAACGGAUAAAACUGGACCCCCGCAUCCCAGAACAGAUCAGUCGUCUGCCAGCGCUUCCCCCGACACUCCGUUCCGCUCCAAACAACAGGGCUACAAUGCAGCUGUUGAGCGUUUCUCUGUGCCUCUUCCUAUUCGCUUACCCAGUCUUUGGACAAACACCUCGUUCGAUUAAAACCCCUGUCGGCAGCACGUGCUACAUAAGGAACGUGCUUGCCCAUCCCAAUGACUAUCUCGAGUUCACCCCCGGCACCCAAAGCAAAGCGGUAACUUCCCUCAGGAAGGGAGGCGUCAAAGAAAUUGAUGAAGCGGGACAGUGGAGAAUUGACAAGUGGAUCGUCGGCGGCAAGACGUUCUUCGAGUUCAACAACCGGCUGGAUGACAAGUACAUUAGCCACGGGGUCAACUACGCCACCGGACAGGUGAGCAUCUUGGCGACCAGGGCCUCCUACCAGAACACCAGGGACAUGCGCAACCUGUGGGAGCUCAACCCGCCCAGGAUCAACUCGAUUGUGACGAUCAGACACGCGCGCACCGGCGGCUACAUGUACGCACCGAAAGGCGACUUGAAGAGCAGGCUCGUCCAGUUGGGCAGUAGACCCAACUCGGGCACCGAAUACAAGUGGUUCAUCACCUGCAAAUAAUCCCAGCAACGUUAAGGCCUUUUUGUAUUCAGAACUUUGAGCGUGAUGGCCUUCCCGCCAUUGAAAAGAUUAUGUCCUUUCACAAAUCGCGGUGUAAUUCACCACUUCUCAUAUAAGCAUAAUUUUAAGAGGAUAAACAAGCAAUAAAAUUCACGCUGUACCUUUUAGGAGUGUAAUUAUUUAUGCGCGCCGACGAUGUUUCCUACACACGUCUAAUACAGGUUAUGUUCUCCUGCUACCGCAAUAAAUAUUCGUUCCCAUACAAAA